AUUUAGACGAAAGAUCCACCCAACCUAAUUGAAAACAAUUGUUCCCGUAUUUAUUUUCAUGAGAACUACUUUACCUUUGCAAUUAACACCCAGAUUUAAGCAAUAUUUGAUUCCCAUAAAGAUGAGUCAAUACAACGUUGGUUGAGGUGGCCCUAUAACCCACAACAAUAACAAGGUGUUGUGCAUGUUGUUGCUGACAAUCAUGAAUUCUGCAACAUCUUUUUCAGACAGUUCUUGUCAGAUUGGUAAUUUACUCUCAGGAUCAUGGGAACUCACUCAGGUGGCCUUGGGAGAAGCCUCACCAAGUAGUCUGUUUGAGGGCUUCUUUAACCAUAUUGUAAGCAAGCCCAGUUACUGUAUUGCAUUUUGUAGUGAAGAUUGGCUAAGCAAGCCAGAUGUGUUUAAUAUCAAGGAGGAGAAGGGAAAUUUGACGCUUCUUGAGUAUAUAAGUGGGUCCCUUCCACCUACUUGUGAACUUGGGCUAGUGUCUGCCACAGGAGUAAUAGGAACUGUUGAAAACAACUUUCAAGGCCAUUGGCUUGAGUCAGCCAGCAAUAUGAAUCAAGAAAUAUUAUCCUAUCUCUGUAGUAAAGAAAAAGAAAAAAAAAAGCUUAAUAAAUGGUGUAAGAGAUCAAAUAAUUCAGAGGAAAUAGAGGGCAAAGAGGAAGAAGAAAAUUUGCAAAAUAAGAUAUCCCAAAACACCUUGUCUCAAAAUGCAUCAAAAAGUACAUCAUCACAGAGCACUUCAUCCCAAAGUGCAUCAUCACAUAAUGUAUCACAAAAUACAAUAUCACAAAGUAGUUCAUGCAGUUCAUCAUCAGGUGAUGCAGUCACUGCCAUGAAAAACAGUGACAUUGUUAAACGGUCUAGUGUUGGAUACAGCAUUGAGGUAGAAGGGAAUAAUACAUCACAUCGGCAAGCAGAUGCUGUUUCUCUGUUGCUUAUUCCACACCAUCCUGGAGUUCAGCUGAAAUUCUUCAAACUUUGUGAGGAGACAUUCUUCAAGGAUUAUCGUAAAGAUGAAGAUGCAAGUUGUGACAACCUUACCAUCACUGGUAGUGAGUUCAACCAAAUGACAUCUGUGUCACAGGAUGACCGAGUCAAAGCCUUACUCAUAUUUGAUGUUGGCCUUGAUGAAGGCUUCACAGAAGCUUUCAUUCAUUCAGCUCUGCUCAGGCAAAAUCAUAAAUUGGCUCUUGGAGGUGGUGUUGCUGAUAGUGUGCAUACUGGCAAGAAUACUUCGUUUAGCCAGAGUAGUUUUGGUAUUGCGAUAUGUGGACCAAAUGUAAUGGCGGCUUCAGUCGUUAUACCAAAAUACAUUAAUAACCCCAAGGGUUUGGAUGACUUUAUGAAAGAGUUGAAAUCGUGUGGGCUUCCUGAAGACCAGAGUGUAGCAUUUAUGUUUUCCUGCUGUGGUCGUGGCUACUCUUGGUAUCGUCGCCGAGGCAAUCCUUGGUUUGAUUACCAUAGUGUGGAAACUAAAGCCUUCAGACAAUUCUUCCCUAAUACACCGAUCUUUGGCUUCUUUGGUGGAGGAGAGAUAGGUUUGAAUCACUUUCCAAAGUUUUGUGAGAGAGAGCAAGAAGAUGAAAGAGUUCUACACAAGAAAAGAAAAAAGAAAAUGUUUCAUCAGUUUUCAACCAUCAUUGUCUUUUUGUCAUUUUUGUGAUGUAAUUUAAUGCAUGUAGUAAUCGUAACAUAUGAUUAUCACUGUGGGUGUCCUCCUUCAUAUACAUAUAAAUUUAUCAUCAUUUUUGAACAUGUAAAUUUUAUAGUUAUUAUUUUAGUUGUGGUGAAGUACCCUUGUUACUUGAGUUUUUAAAUGAAUAGAACACUAAACAUAGGUCUAUUUUUAGCUGAACUGAAAAUAGAUCUGAAAGUAAAAAAACUGCCUAUUUCUGCAUAAUUUAAUACCUAAUCAAUCGUACAGCAUGGUAUAUGUAAAAUCCAGCAAAGUCAUACAGUCAUGCAUCGCUUAAUGACAAAGAUACAUUCUGAGAACUGCAUCAUUAGGCGAUUUCGUCAUGUGCAAACAUCAUAGAGAUGUGUAAGACUGCUCCUGGCGUACUGUGUUACAAUAAACUAUUUUUUUAUAUAUAGAAACAGUACACUCAAAGAGUAACGAUAAAAAGUAUAAUAUAGUAAAUAUAUAAAGUAACAUACAAUAGUUGUUUAUUAUAAAGUACAGUGGACCCCCGCAUAACGAUUACCUCCGAAUGUGACCAAUUAUGUAAGUGUAUUUAUGUAAGUGCGUUUGUACGUGUAUGUUUGGGGGUCUGAAAUGGACUAAUCUACUUCACAAUAUUUCUUAUGGGAACAAAUUCGGUCAGUACUGGCACCUGAACAUACUUCUGGAGUGAAAAAAUAUCGUUAACCGGGGGGUCCACUGUAUUUCGUGGCUUAUAAGACUUGUUUAAGUUUCAAUGGCUCGGCAUCGGACGUACGUAACCGGGAGAGCUACAGCCCACCCCACACCCAAACUUAUAGGACGCAGGGUGGUUUUUGGAGACAUUUAUGAAAAAAAAAAAUGGGUCUAAUAAGAUUCUAAAUACAGUGUGUACCAUACAUAAUUGUAUGUGUUAUGCUUUUAUACGACUGGCAGCACAUGGGACCACUGUCAUAUACACAGUCCAUCAUUGACCAAAAUAUUGUUAUGCGGGACAUGACUGUAAUACUAAAUUAUGAAACGUUUCUGCUGUACACAAGGUAUAUAAUGUAAUGCUAGAAUGUGAUUAGAGAUGUGUUAGAGGAUGCUAUUUAUUGCCUGUCUCAUUGUUGCUUUCAAAGAAUGAAGGAUUGUCUCAU
Molecule: messenger RNA, 2805 nt
Organism: Cherax quadricarinatus
Lineage: Eukaryota; Metazoa; Arthropoda; Malacostraca; Decapoda; Parastacidae
Source: RefSeq, a predicted model, not a curated record